Peromyscus eremicus (cactus mouse) is the source of this 1945-nucleotide messenger RNA. Its product is annotated as butyrophilin-like protein 1. The record is from RefSeq and is a predicted model, not a curated record. Gene Ontology annotation, cellular component: external side of plasma membrane. NCBI's taxonomy places the organism in Eukaryota, Metazoa, Chordata, Mammalia, Rodentia, Cricetidae. Bases 1 to 1566 code for a protein of 521 amino acids. The transcript has 9 exons. Gene Ontology annotation, biological process: regulation of cytokine production; T cell receptor signaling pathway. Gene Ontology annotation, molecular function: signaling receptor binding.
AUGAAGGGCUCCCUGGUUCUCCCUCUAGCUCGCUGUCUCCUCCCUCUGCUCCUCCUGGUGUCCACCGGCGUCUCAGGAGAAGUGUCUCAGUUUUCUGUGAGGGGGCCAGCUGAGCCCAUCAUGGUCCUGCUGGGGACUGAUGCCACCCUGCCCUGCCAGCUGUCACCUGUACAGAGUGCAUCCCGCAUGCACGUCCGCUGGUAUCGUGCCCAGCUCACCCCGGCUGUGCUGGUGUUCCACGACGGACAGGAGCAAGAGGAUGUGCAGAUGCCGGAGUACCAAGGCAGGGCCCAGCUGGCGAGAGACGCCAUCGCCACAGGAAGUGUGGCUCUGCAGAUACAGCAGGUCCAGGCCUCUGACGAUGGCCUCUAUCACUGUCUAGUCACAUAUGGCUUCACCUCCCAAGAGGCCACCGUGGAGCUGCAUGUCAUAGGGUUAGGCUCUGCCCCUCUUGUUCGAAUGACAGGGAUUGAGAACAAUGGGAUCCGAGUGUCCUGUUCCUCAAGUGGCUGGUUCCCAAAACCCACCGUCCAAUGGAGAGACCCUUCAGGGAACACCUGGAGAGACCCUUCAGGGAACACCCUACCAUCCUUCUCUGAAUCACAGGCCCAAGACAGAGACGGCCUCUUCCACGUGGAAACAUCUCUUUUGGUCACAGACAGAGCUGUGGGUGACGUGAUCUGCUCCAUCCAAAAUCCCCUCCAUGACCAGGAAAAAGCAAAGACCAUCUCCCUCCCAGAACCCUUCUUCCCCAGGAACUCUCCAUGGAGAACAGCUCUGGCUUGCUUCCUCCCCAUACUAUUGAUCCUGCUCAGUGGGACCAGCCUUGCUGGCUGGAAGGAACAUCAAGCCAAAAGGCGAGAGGUGGAGAAAAAGUCAGAAGAAUUGCACAAAACGGAUCAGAUGAGGCAGGAAACACACAGUCUUUCCUCUCUUUCAGAUGAGCUCCAGGCCGACCUGGAUCGGCGGAAGGCGCUGUACAAAGAAGAUUGGAAGAAAGCCCUGCUGUACCCUGACUGGAGGAAGGAGCUGUUCCAGCUGGCUCCUGUGAUGAUAAAUCAUGAAGUACCUCACCAGGACAAAUCUGGCCCAAAGACAGAAGAGAGCAGCAGAGAGGAGACAGCAGAUCCAUCCCUCAGCAACCCGCAAGUAGACCACAACAUCAUCACACUGUACCAGGAAGGCUUCAUGUUGGGGAGAUACUACUGGGAGGUGGAUAUUGGGGACACUGAGGAAUGGACACUAGGCGUUUAUGAGCUGUACACUCAGGAUGCACCACCCAGAGACUCAGUGAAGAAAUUCAGAGUCUUGGAGAAGAAGGGAGACGAAUACAGGGCUCUUACCUUCUGUUCCCAAAACGUUUCUCUGGAAGAGGCUCUGCUGCUGGACACUCGUCCACUGAAGAUUGCAAUCUUCUUGGAUCACGAGGACAAUGACCUUUCUUUCUACAACAUGACUGAUGAGACCCACAUCUUCUCCUUCGCCCAGGCCAGUUUCCAGGGAUCACUCUAUCCUUACUUCAAACGUAAUCACAUGGACCUCUCUCCAUCACACAGUCCCAAGUGAUGUGAACAAAGAACUCAAUGGGCAGGUACUGCAGCCCAGGACUCUGGUCCUCCUGGGCAGGCACAGGGACCUCUGGCUGGGAGGCCUCUUACCUGAGACUCUGUGAGCCUCUGUGGCCAGUUUCUAGACAUCAAGAUUCUCAGACUAUUGGCAAAGAAGACAGUUUGUGUUGUGCAUGGUGUUAUGAUUGUUAAUAGUCUUCCUUUCUUUUUUUGAUAUAAAUCUGUUUAAAUAUUCCUAAGAUAAAUUAAUCCAUGGCUUCUUGAAUCUGAUGGCACAUUUGCUCCCUGCUUAUACACCAGUGGCACCACCACCAUCAUCAUCAUCAUCAUCACCAUCACCACCACCACCAUCACCAUCACCACCAUCACCAUCAUCA